Trematosphaeria pertusa is the source of this 2095-nucleotide messenger RNA. RefSeq names its product cytochrome P450. The coding region runs from base 156 to 2021 and encodes 621 amino acids. The transcript has 4 exons. Gene Ontology annotation, molecular function: heme binding; iron ion binding; monooxygenase activity. Lineage: Eukaryota; Fungi; Ascomycota; Dothideomycetes; Pleosporales; Trematosphaeriaceae. The record is from RefSeq and is a predicted model, not a curated record.
CGGCGUCCCGCUACAGCGACGCGGAUCCUAUAUGUAUGGCACGCUCCGCUUUUCUGUGUACGCCGUGUGCUUCUCCCAGCUUCUGUACCAUUGAGAAACAGUAGAAUCGUCUUUUGUCUACACGUCAAGUAUCCUUCACAGGAUCUCCCGCCAUCAUGGCACCCUUAACAUUCAUUACGGUAGCAUCCGCGUUGGCUGUAUAUGUACUCUACAAAGUCUUCGCAGCAUCACGUCGUCAGAAACUCCCGACUGGAUUGAAGCCUCUCCCCGGUCCCAAAGGUUAUCCCAUUGUCGGCUCCGUGCCUGAUGUGCCUGAGAAGAAUAGCUUCGUUAAGUUUUACGAAUGGAGCAAGGAGUAUGGUCCCAUCUACAACGUCAACCUAGCCGGCUCAAACCACGUUUGGAUAUCGUCGGACCAGAUCUCCCGGGACCUGUUGGCCAAGAAGGGCGCCAUCUACUCUGAUAGGCCCCACAUUCCUGCCUUGCUCGAUGACAACAGGACUAGCGCACAGUACCUGCCGCUCCUCAGCAAGAAUGAUGGCUGGACUAGGCAGAGGAAGUUUGCCAAUGUCAUCAUGCGCGAGUCGGAGAAGGCGCUUUUCCACCGUUACCCGGAAGUGGAGGCGAAGCGUAUGCUUGUCGAACUCCUAGAUGACCCGGAGCGCUACAACCACGCCUUGGAGUCUUUCAUUUCCCGUGUCACCUGCCGCCUAGCCUGGGGCCACAGCGAAGCAAGCGAUGAGCUUAAGCAGCGUGCUCGCGAGCUACUGAUUGGUGUCUCGCCCACUGGCGCUCUCGGGAACAAGCUCCCAUUCGUAAUGUCACUUCCAGACUGGCUCGCCCCGGCUAAGGCAUGGGAAAGAAGACGUGCCAAGACUGAGCGGACGUUCUUCGAGAUCAUGCAGAACGAGGUCGAGAGGGAUAUUUCGGAGAAGAAGGCACCGCAAUCGUGGAUGAAGAUUUUCCUCGACAACCGGAGCAAGUGGGGCUUCAAGUACGACCUUGAGGGCGCGUAUGCCGUUGGUAUGCAUGGAAUUGCCGGAGCCUUGACUAUCGCCGCGCCGAUGCAGACUUUCUGUUUGGCCAUGUGCUUCUACCCGCAGUACCUGCCUAUGCUGCAAGAAGAGUUGGACCGGGUAUGCGGUGACAGGCUUCCAGUGGCUGAGGACCGACCGAACCUCCCGUUCCUGCGAGCAGUCAUUCGAGAGUGCAUGCGCUGGCGCCCGCCGGUCCCGACUGGCAUUCCGCACGAACUGAUCCAGGACGAUGAAUACAACGGCUACUUCAUUCCCAAGGGUAGCGUCAUGCACCCGCUCGAAUGGGCCAUUGCCCGUGAUCCUGCUAUGUUCCCCGAUCCGGAAGCAUUCAAUCCCCUCCGAUGGGUCGAGCCCGGCUGGCCAACCUACCAAGAGCCCCUGACCCAGUUCCCUACCAUCAUCAACAUCACCCAAUUCGGCUACGGACGACGCGUAUGCCAGGGCCAAACCGUCGCGGACGAGGAUCUCCUCAUCGGCAUCGGCUCCAUCGCCUGGAUGUUCAACAUCUCGAAGCGACCUGAGGAUCUCUCCAUUUCCACUGCACCGCUCGAAAUGUGCUCCGACCCGGAGAAGAUCGAGACCAUCGGCAUGAACGAGAAGGCCUCCAUCUCGGCCGAAGAACUCAACACCGGCGUCGACGAGCCCAAGUCGCCCACCCUGGAAGACGUCAUCCUCUCCAAGUAUAGCUACCCGGGCACAUACCCCGACAAGGAAGAGAAGAAACCCGCCGAGCAGCCAGCAGCAGCGCCCAAGAAGCAGGAAAAGAAGACCAAUGCAAUCGAUCCCACUCUCGACUUCACAACCCUCCUCAUCGCAAAGCCCCUCCCCUUCAAAUUCCAGCUCCGACCUCGCGACUCCGAGCGCGCGAAUAAGGUGCGCGAGCUCUUCAGCCAAGGCAUGGAGAAGGGCGACUACAAGGACAGCCGCGAGUUCUGGGGCGACAAUCAGGGCCGGGACAAGCCCGUGGGCUGGGGUAAGGUAUGAGCAGGACAGUACACCGCAAUACGCGUUGCGCCAUGCUGCUGCUGCGCCGGUGUGGCAAAACUGUAAAGCUUACA